CUUUCCUCUCUCUCUCUCUCUCUGUAUAUCUCUAUUUUUGUGAAUUGUUCAAAAUGCCGGUUAAAAAGAAGAGCGGUUUCCAGAUCACCAGCGUGACCACGGCUCAGGUAGCGGCCAGCAGCAUCACCGAGGACACCGAGAGCCUGGACGACCCGGACGAGUCCCGCACCGAGGACAUCUCCUCGGAGAUAUUCGAUGUGUCCUCCCGGGCCACCGACUACGAGCACGGCGCCGAGGUCUGCGACCGCAGCUCUUCGGACGAGACCCUCAACAACGUGGGCGAGGCCGACACCCCCGGCGCCACUUCGCCCAACAUCCCUCACGACCGGGACGUGGUGGCUCAGGCUUUCGGAGGGCGGCUGCCGGCGCCCGGGGGGACGGUGGCGAGCCCCGGGCAGCCUCCGGGAGCCACCCCUCCUCCUCCUCCUCCUCCGUCCAGCUCUGGCAGCGGCACGUCCGGCGGCGGCCCGCUCACCAUGCAGCCGGCGGUGGCUUGCACCUCCCGCUUCAGGGUCAUCAAACUGGACCACGGCUCGGGCGAGCCUUUCCGCAGAGGCCGCUGGACCUGCACCGAGUUUUACGACCGAGACUCGGACGGUACCAUGCUGGCCCGGUCCGCCGACACCAUCAGGCACAACAGCACCACUGCCUUGGAGCAGCAACAACAGCAACUGGCCGGAGACAGGGACAGCGGCCUUGGAGCCACCAACAGCUCCCUCAUCCUCCCCACCCUGCACACCGCCGAGUCCCUGCCAGACGCUUCCCUCAGCGCCACUGUCACACAGUUGGCCCAAGCCGAGCUGAUAGCCCAGCACCAAAGUUUCUCCAAAGGACUCCUGCCAGCAGGCGGCCUGCCAGCCUCGCAGGCUGCCUCCUCCACUCAAAUCUACAGCACCCCCGCUGUGGGUGCCCAGCUCCAUCAGUCACAGGUGAACCUGCACGCCGGUAUCAAUGGCAAGGCCCUGCAUGCGCCCGGCGGCUCGCUCCCCCAGCAGACUGCUCACAUCCCCGCUUCCCAGCCUCAGCAAUUUCAGUUUUCUCCGAGCCAGGGUCCACACUUACUGCCGUCUCAGCCCACCGUGGCGAACAGCCACGCCGAGUAUAUGCAGCAUCUGCCGGUCAUGCAGGGUCCAGGAGCUUCACCGGGGACGGUAGCUCAGAGCUCUGCAGCGACAAUCCUACCUGCCGGGCAAGCGACAAGUCAUGGUCCUUCGCCAGUGUUGCAGUCUUCUGUCGGUGGAGUCCAAGUGUCAGCUCAGAGCUGUGAUUUGGUCAGUCAAGGGAUACAGAAUAUCCAGCUGGGUUCUACGCAGGGGCUGAUGCUACAGCAGCAAGCCUUGGGGUCAUCAGGUGUUCAGCAACAACAUUUAACCCAACAUCAAGCUUCUGGUCUCCAGUCUGCGAUGGUCAGUCAGGUGUCUGGAUUGACCACUGGAUCUCUCAGUGCAGCAGCUGGCAUCCAAAAUGUGCCUAGUACUGGUGUUUCAAGCGUGUCUGCUGUGGUGCCCAGUGCAUCGGCUACUUCUGUUACUAUGCCAAGUGUUCCAGUGACCAUGGGUCAAUCACAGCUAAAUGCCCAGACUCCGAUAACUGGGAGUAGCGGCCUAAUGCAGGGUUCACUCAAUGUAUCCUCAAACAUGUCGCAGACCAACCUCUUCCAGCUACAGCAAGGUACGGUCCAGCUAGAGGAGAGGCGGAAUUCGGAGCAGCUUAUACCUCAGACAUCACAGUCCAGUGAAAGCAGACCCUCUAUGAAGCCUCUUAUUCCUGAAAUUCUUGGUAACCCUCUGCAUUUGCAAGUGUCUAGCCCAAUGAACAGCCUCUCAAAUUCUGUGUUCUCUAUACCUUUACAGAUCGAUGGAGAUGAAGACAGGAAUCCAUCUGCUGCUUUCUACCGAGCUUUCCCUGUAGACAAGUCUCGGGAUGCAAAGAACCUCUACGAUAGUGCUUCAGGAGCCAGUGUGGUAGCAAUCGACAACAAAAUAGAACAGGCGAUGGAUUUAGUGAAAAGUCAUCUGAUGUAUGCAGUAAGAGAAGAAGUGGAAGUCUUGAAGGAGCAGAUCAAAGAGCUGAUUGAAAAGAACUGUAUACUAGAACGAGAGAAUUCAUUAUUAAAAUCACUAGCGAACAAUGACCAGCUGUCUCAGCUUCAGACCCAGGUGACCAAUCCCAGUAGCACUUCGCAAACACAGCAGCUGGCAGCAGUAGCACAACCUCAACAGAGCGCACAACAGACACAGCCUCCACCACAGCCUAAUGUCCCUUCUGCAUGAAACUUGUUCGCCUGCAUAGGAAAAGAAAUCUUCAAAAAAAAAUACAAUGUGUGCCACUGGUGUUCUUACCACUCUACAUUGAACAGCAAAUAGCCAUGCUUAAAUGUGUUUUUUGCUCUUUGGCCUUCUCAGUAUUAGACAAUCACCCGCAAGAGCUUUCUACGUGCGAUGUUGCAGUUGGCAUCCGCAAGUGUAUGACAGCGCGAAGAGAAGUGGUUGAAGGAUUAAUGUCUUGUAGGAGGAAAGCUGAUUUUCAUCAGGUUUAUGGACAAGUGGGUACCUACAUCUUUCUGGCUUACCAAGGUUUUAUACAUAAUUAUAUAUGUAUAUAUACACAUACAUAUAUGAAAAAUAGGAAUCUCUGGGUCGUUGCACCUGUCUAACAUUAAGACCUGGUUAGCAGCUCUGUCUGAAAGGAGCCACCAUUCUAGUAACUUUUUUGCAGACAUGAAUUUUCAUUUACUGUUUGUUUUUAUUUAUUACGGGGCUGCUAUUUUCAUAUGUAAAUGAACAAUGUCAUAGAAAUCUUUUUUUUGUAAGUUUGAAAUUAAAGAUUAUAAGAUUACUGGUAAAAGCAAGUGAUGGUUGGGAUUGCGUAUAUUAGUUUGAAAAUAUAGGCAAUAAUAAAAUUGCAAAAAAAAAUCCUGGCUUAAAGAGUUCUAACACUAAUGGCAGUUUUACCAUGGGGAUUUUCUUCUGCGAUAGUCGAAUCCUGGUUUGAAUGUAAAUUUUGUAUAGAGUGUAAGUAUUAUAAGGAAGAACAUAGAAGACUUGUACAAGUAGGCAUCGGACAUUGUGACCUAACACCUUGAAAGGAUAUUUGGGCUUUUUUUUUUGAUGAAGAAAAAUAAACUGUGCUCAUUUCUGUUGCUGAUUUUUUGAUGUCUGGAAAAAAAAGAAUUGCCAUGAUUUUUCUGUUUUUUUUCUUUUUCCCUCAAGAGUUUUUUGGGGGAGGGGAGGAUAAUAAAAAGCUGUGAAAUUGUUCAACCUACUUUGUAACCAAAGAAGCUAAGCUAUGUAUCUGAAUUCAUUUAUUUUUUACAGCUGUUCUGUAUACAUUAUUUUAGAUUACUUUAUUCUUUUGAGCUUUAAUGAGCAUUUUUUCUUUACACUCUUCGCAUGUUCUGCAUGACCCCUUUAUCAAACCAGUUUCUUACCUCAUGUUUUUACUGAGCACUCUUACUGUAAAAGUUUAGUCUGUGAACAAUGUCCAAUUAAAACUAUAAAAACAGCUGUUGGAUUCAAGCUAGUGUUAAGUGCUAGUCAGAAAAAAAUGGAGUGAGCCAUCUUUUGUUCAUUUAAAUGGUGUUUUGAAUUUCAUAUGCAUAAAGUUUUGUUACAUUGCAGAUUUUAUUGUAUUUAAUAAAUGCACCGUGCCGAUUCA
Messenger RNA from Chiloscyllium plagiosum (whitespotted bambooshark), 3657 nucleotides. It is a transcript of the gene tsc22d2, whose product is annotated as TSC22 domain family 2. The record is from RefSeq and is a predicted model, not a curated record. Gene Ontology annotation, biological process: regulation of transcription by RNA polymerase II. Lineage: Eukaryota; Metazoa; Chordata; Chondrichthyes; Orectolobiformes; Hemiscylliidae.